Molecule: messenger RNA, 1197 nt
Organism: Herpailurus yagouaroundi (jaguarundi)
Lineage: Eukaryota; Metazoa; Chordata; Mammalia; Carnivora; Felidae
Gene: TNFRSF14
Product: TNF receptor superfamily member 14
Exons: 7
Coding region: 147-968 (273 amino acids)
Biological process (GO): positive regulation of cytokine production involved in immune response; defense response to Gram-negative bacterium; negative regulation of alpha-beta T cell proliferation
Cellular component (GO): external side of plasma membrane
Molecular function (GO): protein binding
Source: RefSeq, a predicted model, not a curated record
GGCUGGUUCCGGGCUGAGCACAAGUCGAAUCUGCUGACAGGGGUCCUGGGGCCGCGGCUGGGGAAUGAAGGGUCCUGAGGGGGAGCACAGAGCCUCUCUGAGGCUGGGGGCCGCCCCCCCGGAGCCGGGCACCCGAGGCUGAUGACAUGAGCUUGACCCUGUACCUGCUCCUCCUGGGGCCCCUGCGCUGCUCCUUGGCCGCGGCCCCGUGCAAAGAGGAGGAGUAUCCGGUAGGGGCCGAGUGCUGCCCGAAGUGCGGCCCAGGUUACCGGGUGCAGGAGGCCUGCGGGGAGCUGACCGGCACACUGUGUGUCCCCUGCGACCCGGGGACCUACACGGCCCACCUCAAUGGUCUGAGCGAGUGUCUUCAGUGUCGUGUGUGUGACCCAGCCAUGGGCCUGGUGACCAGGCGACAGUGCUCCAGAACAGAGAACACCGUGUGUGUCUGUGACCAGGGCCACUUCUGCGUUAGUGAGUCGGGGGACGACUGUGCGGAGUGCCGUCCCCACACGGCCUGCAGACCUGGCCAGAGGGUACAGCAGAGAGGCACGGAGUGGCAGGACAGGGUGUGUGAGGACUGCCCUCCAGAGACCUUCUCGCCCAGUGGGACCCUGGAGGAGUGCCAGCCCUGGACCAGGGGGACCCGCCAAGGGGAGACUCUUACAGGUCCCGCAGGCCCCGCCGGACGUCACCACAGUGGCUUUGGAGGAGACGGCAUCCGUGUUUCCUGGGAGGGACCAGCCCACCGAUCGCCGGCUCUAGGAGGCAGACGUCUGAGACAUCUCAGGCUGUGCCCGCUCGAAGCCGCCAGGCCCCCGAGGGCAGACUGUGGGCCCUCAGACUCGACGCAGCAGAGGGAUACCGGCCGCCGCUCAGGGGGCUCGGGGACCUCACACGCCUCCCAUCAACUUCGCGGGGGCCCGCCUCCCUGCCACCUGUGCUGUCCACGUGUAGACCCAGCCCUGUGAGGACACUGCCACUCUUGGCUCCAAGCCCCGCUCACUCCCAGCCCCUCUGGGCCUCGGCUAGCUCGUCUGUAGGAUGGGCCUGCCCGCACCUACCUCACAGCUGCGGCGACACUGGAGGGACCACGAAUGUGGCACGACACGUGACUGUCACGUUUGCAAGUGAUUUCUAAAUUGGAGGUGUUUGUUUAACAAAUACAAAAUUUGCUUUUUAAUUUCUCGUUAAAAAGUA